Molecule: messenger RNA, 2900 nt
Organism: Ilyonectria robusta
Lineage: Eukaryota; Fungi; Ascomycota; Sordariomycetes; Hypocreales; Nectriaceae
Product: lipase regulator 1
Exons: 10
Coding region: 266-2773 (835 amino acids)
Biological process (GO): regulation of DNA-templated transcription; DNA-templated transcription
Molecular function (GO): DNA binding; zinc ion binding; DNA-binding transcription factor activity, RNA polymerase II-specific
Source: RefSeq, a predicted model, not a curated record
CGUCGCCAUCUAUCGUUGUCACUCGCCACUUUUCGCCACGCCGACUGAAAAGUGUUCUUUUCCUCCCACGAACCUCGCGCGGCUGACGUCGUUGCUUUUCUCACUCUGCCGCGACAUCGGAGCUUCCGAAUCUUGUUCGACUCUUUAACCUUUGGUCCCGCCACCGCCUGGUCUCGAUACGUCGCGCGCCGACUUGAUGUUGGCAGCCAGCACCCCCAACGUCUGACCCUCCGGAGGCUGUGACCUCACCACCGCGUCGCCCACCAUGUCCGAAAACGACGCCUCCGUCCGUCGCAUCCUGCCCCAGAACUCGCAGAUGAAUUCCUUUAGCUUUGCGCCGCAGCAGUAUGCUCAGCGCGAGACACAGAAGAACUAUGUCUUUGUCGACGAGCACAACCGUCACAAGCGGUUGAAGGUUAUGAGAGCCUGCGAGGGCUGCCGGAGACGGAAGAUCAAAUGCGACGCUGCGACGACCAACACAUGGCCAUGCUCCGCCUGCAUCAGACUCAAGCUGCAUUGCGUGCGCCCAAAUGGCUACGACGGUGCCACUGACUCGACGACUUAUGACCAGCCCCAGAUGAACCCCUCCGAUCACUUCCAGCAGAUGUCCAUGCAGCAGCAGGUCAUGCACACGGCCAACAAGUCGCCUGGCUCCUCCAUGUACGCAGCGCAGCAAUAUCCCGACGCAAACGCCGGCGCAUACCAGACAGUUCCCUAUGAUGCGAAUCAGCAGCAAGGCGGCAUGUCAUAUGCCAAUGUACAGCCUCCAGUGAACAUGAUUGAUCACUCGUAUGCUGCUCAGAAUGUAUUUCCCACCCCGCCGAUGCAGCACCCGCACUCGCAUCGCCAGGAAUCCUCCCCGGAAGCAUAUUCUUCCCCCGGCGAUUAUCAACAUCAAGACCUCGCCGACUUACUCGGGACUCUGAAGGUGAAUGAGGCAGGAACAGCGCCAUAUUUGAGGAAUAAGGCAUCUUUCCGACGUGGGGAAGAGCCAGUUAUUGAGGAAUCAGAUGACUACAAAAGCGCGUUGCCGCCGAUGAUGCCUGCUCCCGGUCUAAAGAUUCGUAUUCCUCCGGAGUUGAUGCCCGAUGACGAAACGGCACUCCAUUAUUUCGACCUUUACUUUACCCACGUUCACGCCUAUGUCCCAGUUCUGUGCAAAACAAUAUUCUAUCAACAAUGGAAUACAGACAGGGAAUCGAUAUCUCCCUUGAUUCUCGAAGCUUUGUUUGCCAUCGGUGGCCGGCUGGCCGAGGACCCAACUGAGGGCCAGCAGUGGCUCGCCCUUGCUACGAGACACGCGGAUUCGUUCAUGGAUGUUCCGCGAUUGAGCACUCUCCAAGCUCUGUUGAUGAUUCUCAAGGCGCGAGAGGCAGCCCCGAAGCGAGGAUACUACUACCGUUCUUGGAUGACCGUUGUGCAAUGCGUUCAGAUUGGCAAGGAUCUGGAGCUGGAUGAGCAUUACGAAGACCACCAAGCAGGCAAACCUUGCGAGUUCAACUCGGAAGAGUGCCUUCUCAGGACUCGGAUCUGGCAAGUCGUCUUUACUUGCGAGGUCAUGGUUGGAACUCCCCAAGGCCGACACGACCUGUCAGUUCACGCCGACUCGGUCGACUUUAAUGUGCCAAGGCAUCUCCCUGAGUGCGAGGAAAGCGAAUUUCAUGUGUGCCGGCAUUUUACGUACUUUGCUCGAGUGGUACGAGGCGUGUCUAGUAUGAGCAAAGUCUACGCCCGCCUUCGGAAGCGCAAGGAUUGGGGAAUCGACCCUGAAUUCCAGCAGCUGAGCCAGUCAUUCAACUCGUGGCUGACAGAACUGCCCCCCGACCUGGCUAUAACCUUCCCAGCGGAUGGCUCCCCUCCGUGGGUUCCGUCUCACUUCUUGGGCAACAUGCACGCCUACUACUAUCUCACUCUGAUCCUCUUCCACCGGCCACAGUUGUCAUUCUUGGAUCCCAACGCUCCUGAUGGGCAGUGGAAACGCCACAUGAUGAUCUGCUACAACUCUGCCAAGGCGCUCUGUCGUCUACAGGAAGCCACCAUCAACACAUUUGGUCUCACGGGCCUCCAGUGUAUGCAACGUGGCUACAGUUUCGUUGUCUAUGCUGGAUUAUCUUGCAUUGUCAUUCACUUGGUGGCAAUCGUCUCGCCUGACCCGGACUUGAACAACGAUGCUCGAGAGUUUUUUACCCGACACAUGCGGAUCCUAGAGAAAGUAAUGGAUGCCUGGGAGAUGCCCGAGUUGGAGAAGCAGAUCAAUGCUCUCCGGGAAGCCUUCUCGGCUGAUCCGAGAAAGUCCUUUGUGCUGAAACCAACUUUCCCCUACGGAAGCCCUCACCCAUCAACCCAUUCAAGUCCGCCCCAGGUCACUCAGGGAUACCGACCGGCAGUUCAUCGAACGGGAUCCAUGGAUCAAGCCUUGGACACACAUAGCACUCAACAAUCACUCGUUAUGAUGUCGCAAGGAACCCAGGGCCCGGGCAUGGCACAGAGCAUGCCACUUUCGGACCAACCUGGGUGGAACCCUUCGCGAAUUUUUGAACAAUGGAAUACGACAUUUGGUGCACCCGAGGUUUCGACACUCCAGGAUAUCCAAGCAGUCCAUGGUUCCUUACCGACUGGCUCACAGCAGCUUUCUCCGUCGCAGUACUCGGCCGCACCCGUGACGAGCUUUGUGACUCCAGCCAUGUGGCAAGAGUCCGUUGCUAGUGUCUACGAAGGUGGUCUCAAGCGGGCUUGGGACUACGAGGGCGGACCGGUUAUGAAGCGUCAUUGAGGCUAUUAAUUUGACCUCAUAAACUAGCCACAAACUGGGUUGCAGGGCAAUGCCAGGGGAAAGUGGUUGACUCUAACAGCCGUCCAGGCACAACAUGGAUGAGAGAAGGGUGACCGUAUUUUCGGUG